AUGGAACCCGUGAAGAUCCCCGUCCAACCGCCCAAGAAGCGCCGCAUCGGUGUACUCACCUCCGGAGGUGAUGCCCCCGGUAUGAACGGUGCCGUACGGGCCGUGGUCCGUAUGGCCAUUCAUUGUGAUUGUGAGGCCUACGCCGUCUUCGAAGGAUAUGAGGGUCUAGUCAACGGCGGCAACAUGAUCCGUCAGUUGCACUGGGAGGAUGUCCGUGGUUGGUUGUCCCGUGGUGGUACCUUGAUCGGUUCCGCACGAUGCAUGGCCUUCCGAGAGCGUGCUGGUCGCCUGCGGGCGGCGAAGAACAUGAUCUUGCGUGGCAUUGAUGCGCUGGUCGUCUGUGGUGGUGAUGGUAGCUUGACUGGUGCCGAUGUUUUCCGUGCCGAAUGGCCCGGCUUGCUGGCAGACCUUGUCGCUGCCGGCGAAUUGACUGAGGAGCAGGUUGAGCCUUAUACGGUUCUUAAUAUUGUCGGUCUCGUCGGCUCCAUCGAUAACGACAUGUCUGGAACUGACGCCACAAUUGGCUGCUACUCUUCCCUGACACGCAUCUGUGACGCUGUCGAUGAUGUCUUUGAUACGGCCUUCUCUCACCAAAGAGGAUUUGUUAUUGAGGUGAUGGGUCGUCAUUGUGGAUGGCUGGCCUUGAUGUCGGCCAUCAGCACUGGUGCUGAUUGGCUGUUUAUUCCCGAGAACCCCCCCAAGGACGGUUGGGAGGAUGAAAUGUGCUCCGUCAUUACCAAGAACCGCAAGGAGCGAGGCAAGCGCCGUACUAUCGUGAUUGUCGCCGAGGGUGCGCAGGAUCGUCAACUCAACAAGAUUUCGAGCUCAAAGAUCAAGGAUAUCUUGACCGAAAGACUCGGCUUAGAUACUCGAACCACAGUGUUGGGCCACACUCAGCGUGGUGGUGCAGCAUGCGCAUAUGACCGCUGGCUCUCCACUCUGCAAGGUGUUGAGGCCGUCAGGGCUGUGCUGGAGAUGUCUCCCAAGUCCCCCGUUCCCGUCAUCACUAUCCGCGAGAACAAGAUUAUGCGCACUCCCCUGAUGGAUGCCGUCCAGGCUACCAAGGAUGUGACAGCUAAGAUUCAUGCCAAGGACUUUGAUGCCGCCAUGAACGAGCGCGACGCCGAGUUCAAAGAAUAUUACCAUGCAUACUUGAACACGUCAACCCCAGAUCACCCCAAGAUGUCUCUUCCUGAAAACAAGAGAAUGCGCAUUGCGAUUAUCCAUGUCGGAGCUCCCGCCGGUGGUAUGAACCAAGCUACCAGAGGAGCCGUGGCCUACUGCCUGACCCGAGGUCACACCCCGCUUGCUAUUCACAACGGCUUCCCCGGUCUUGUUCGUCACCAUGCAGACAAGCCCAUCAGCUCCGUUCGGGAGGUCAAGUGGCUUGAGUCAGACAGCUGGGUCAACGAAGGAGGUUCGGAUAUCGGAACCAACCGCAGCCUCCCCUCGGAAGACAUGGAAGGCACCGCCAAGUGCUUCGAGCUCUACAAGUUUGAUGCCGUUUUUGUCGUUGGUGGAUUUGAGGCCUUCACUGCGGUCAGCCAACUGCGCCAAGCCCGCGAGAAGUAUGAUGCAUUCAAGAUCCCCCUCAUCGUGUUGCCAGCCACCAUCUCGAAUAACGUCCCGGGUACCGAGUACUCGCUUGGUAGUGACACAUGUCUGAACACACUCAUCGACUUCUGUGACGCCAUUCGCCAGUCCGCAUCGUCUUCCCGCCGCCGAGUCUUCGUCAUUGAGACCCAGGGAGGCAAAUCAGGUUACAUUGCAACCACUGCUGGUCUGGCAGUCGGUGCCGUAGCCGUUUACAUUCCCGAGGAGGGCAUUGAUAUUAAGAUGCUCUCACGCGAUAUUGACUUCCUGCGGGACAAUUUCAUUCGCGACAAGGGCGCCAACCGUGCUGGAAAGAUCAUUCUGCGGAAUGAAUGCGCAUCGAGUACUUACACUACCCAAUUCGUUGCUGACAUGUUCAAGGAGGAGGCCAAGGGCCGAUUUGAGUCGCGCGCUGCUGUACCUGGUCACUUCCAGCAAGGUGGCAAGCCAUCCCCCAUGGAUCGUGUUCGUGCCCUGCGUAUGUCCAUCAAGUGUAUGCAACAUAUUGAGACUUAUGCCGGCAAGAGUCGCGAUGAGAUUGCUGCGGAUCCUUUGUCGGCCGCCGUUAUCGGUGUCAAGGGCUCCCAGGUCUUGUUUUCGCCGAUGGGUGGUGCUGAUGGAUUGGAGGAGACCGAGACCGACUGGGCCCGUCGUCGCCCCAAGACUGAAUUCUGGCUGGAGCUGCAAGAUGUCGUCAACGUUUUGUCCGGCCGAUCUGCUUCCCGUACUCAGGAGACCUGGUCUUGUUACGAGAAUCCCUCGACGGUCCAUUCCAUUCCUUCCGUGCCUAACUCACCAUGA
This is a messenger RNA of Penicillium verhagenii, 2394 nucleotides long. Its product is annotated as ATP-dependent 6-phosphofructokinase. Gene Ontology annotation, cellular component: mitochondrion; cytoplasm; 6-phosphofructokinase complex. Lineage: Eukaryota; Fungi; Ascomycota; Eurotiomycetes; Eurotiales; Aspergillaceae. Gene Ontology annotation, molecular function: fructose-6-phosphate binding; 6-phosphofructokinase activity; ATP binding. Bases 1 to 2394 code for a protein of 797 amino acids. The transcript has 4 exons. Gene Ontology annotation, biological process: canonical glycolysis; fructose 6-phosphate metabolic process; fructose 1,6-bisphosphate metabolic process. The record is from RefSeq and is a predicted model, not a curated record.